Solea senegalensis (Senegalese sole) is the source of this 2464-nucleotide messenger RNA. Its product is annotated as pinopsin-like. Bases 1 to 1008 code for a protein of 335 amino acids. The transcript is spliced from 4 exons. Gene Ontology annotation, molecular function: G protein-coupled receptor activity. Gene Ontology annotation, cellular component: membrane; photoreceptor outer segment. The record is from RefSeq and is a predicted model, not a curated record. NCBI's taxonomy places the organism in Eukaryota, Metazoa, Chordata, Actinopteri, Pleuronectiformes, Soleidae. Gene Ontology annotation, biological process: visual perception; G protein-coupled receptor signaling pathway.
AUGCUGCGCUCCCCCAUCAACCUGCUGCUGAUGAACAUUUCCAUCAGCGACCUGCUGGUGUGCGUAUUGGGCACUCCGUUCAGCUUCGCGGCCAGCACGCAGGGACGGUGGCUCAUUGGAAAAGCGGGGUGCGUUUGGUACGGCUUCGCCAACUCCCUGUUUGGUAUCGUGUCCCUCAUCUCCCUGGCUGUCCUCUCUUAUGAGCGCUACACCACCAUGGUGGUCCCUGCUGAGGCGGACCCCUCCAACUACCGUAAGAUCUGCCUUGGCAUCAUCCUUUCCUGGGUGUACUCCCUCAUCUGGACCAUGCCACCACUCUUAGGUUGGAGUCACUAUGGUCCCGAAGGUCCCGGGACCACAUGCUCUGUAAACUGGAUGGCCAGGACAGCGAAUAACAUCUCUUACAUCAUCUGCCUCUUUGUCUUCUGCCUCAUUAUUCCAUUCCUGGUGAUCGUGUUCUGCUAUGGGAAGCUGCUGUGUGCCAUCAGGCAGGUGAGCGGGAUCAACGCAUCAACGAGCAGGAAGCGCGAGCAGCGCGUGUUAUGCAUGGUGGUAGUUAUGGUGAUAUGCUACCUCCUGUGCUGGCUGCCGUACGGCAUCAUGGCCCUGAUGGCCACAUUCGGGCCACCGGGCUUCGUCACGCCUGAGGCAAGUAUCAUCCCCUCGGUCCUGGCCAAGGCGAGCACGGUCGUCAACCCGGUCAUCUAUGUCUUCAUGAAUAAACAGUUUUACAGAUGUCUCCAAGCCCUGCUGCGUUGUGAGGCUCCUCAAAGAGGCUCCAGCAUUAGGAGCUCGUCCAAGGUCGCCACCAAGGCCAUGAGGGGUGUACCAGUCCCUGGCCCCCGCCGCAGCAACGACUUACUAUUUAUGGUAGCUUCCUUGGGCCAACCAGCCGUCACUCUGCCCCAGCUGGCCCCUUCCUUUGAGCUCACAAAUGGUAUUACCAAAGCCCCUUCGUCAGACAUCAAACCUGCGAUGGUAUCACUAGUGGCCCACUUUGAUGGCUGAUGAGCCAAUACACUCAGCCGGGAAGUCAUUAAUAAUGAGAGCGGUGGUAUAACUGAGGCUUAGAGCAGCAGCCUGCCAGUCUAGGUGGAUUCACACAGCUGUUGCAUCAUUUCUGCCCAGGCUCAUAGAGACGGACCAUUAAAGGGCAAUCUUAGACUGCCUCUGGACAAUAUGAGCAGAUAUCAAAAGGUGGCAAACCUGCAAGAGGUCUGCAGGAGUCUCUGUAGAGAGAGAUCACCCGUCGCGCUGAGAAGGAGCAUUUGAAGGAUGAUCUUGUCAUAAUUUUAGGAGGACGCAUAGUCAGGCUGCAAUGAUUGAAGAGGAACGGGAAAAUGUCUGUUCAAAGAGCAGGAAGAGACAUAGGACAUAUUGAUUGGUUACCCUAUGUGGUUACCAAGUGAGGUUGCAGAACAAAAAUUUACCAUGCAUUUUUAAGUCUUUGCUCAGGUAGAAAAAAAAACUAAAGGUUGGCAGAUUAAUCAGAAUACCAUGGAAACAUUUCAACUAUCAGUCAUUCCUUAUUUUGUCUCCUUGACCUUUUUAAUACAAAAAUUUUUUAAAUGGAAUUAACUACUUAUUGUACACGUAGUAUUGCUAGCAUGCUAGCAACAUUCACAUAUUUCUUCAAGCAAUCUGACUUAAAUGUCAAAGAAGUAGGUGCAUGUUAAAAAGUUACUGUGUAUUUUCUUCAGUAAAGACGGCACGCAUACUGUUGCAGUCAAUAUGCAAUAUCUGGCCAUAUUCAGUGGAUAGCACUACCACAGAUACUUGGUAUGUAGGUUAAAACCCUGAAAACAUGUGCCUCUCUGGAGGUUCCUGGUUUUUUUUAAUUACACAUUUCCACAUUAACAUACGUGUGCACAGAAGGUGGCCCGUUUAUUUAAGAAGGAUUGAGGUCAAGGGCCGCUGUAAUGUGACAGAGUUGACCCCAAGACAUCCUGGAAUUCAUCAACAGUUUAGUGCCUUGCUCAGGGGCACACUGUCAAUAUAUGUAGACAGGUAUAAUAUUAAGGACAACAUUUGCCUUCACAAAAGCAACUGUGAUGUGCCAUGAUCUCAGACAAUGCAACAGCAUCGACAAUGCGAGAGAUUUCCUCUACAGUUAAAGACUUUAUCCAAGGAAACUCAAUAUAGAAUAAUGUUCUUUUGUAUAUCUUGUUUGCAAAGUGCUUGUUUGCAUCUAGUUAACAAUUUUUGAUAACCAAUUUUCCACUUUCUCUCUUGCGACGCAAAGUGUCAUUUCUGAAAGCAAUGCAUUAGUGCCAUGAGCCGUGUGUGGUACUUUUGGCUACUGCACAAUAACGUGUGCAAUUUGUUUUUUGAAAUCAAUUUUAGCACACAGGCGGCUUCCCUUGUGCGGAGAAGAUAUAGAUUAAUGUACACAAGGUGACACUGAAGCCAAAGAAAUCCUAAUAUUUUUGAGAGCGCUGUUCAAUAAAGUUUUUCAAUCAAAAUA